Molecule: messenger RNA, 1615 nt
Organism: Ruditapes philippinarum (Manila clam)
Lineage: Eukaryota; Metazoa; Mollusca; Bivalvia; Venerida; Veneridae
Source: RefSeq, a predicted model, not a curated record
GUCACAUCUUUUAUGGUGAUGAUGGUGUCAAUCUUAAAAUACUCACAUGGAAGAAAGGACUUGUAAAAAAGUUACCCAAUCACAAAGAGGAGUUUGGGAUGACAGAUGCAAUAUGUUGCCAUGGUAACUUGAUGAUGACCUCAGCCUAUGACCUUGACAAUGGCAAUGGAUAUAUCAACGUGUUUGACAUAUCUGCUGAACCUAGCUAUAUUGCAACACUAGAUUGUAGUAACACAAGAAGAAUACUUGAUAUAUGUUGUUAUAGAGAUAUUAAUGGAAAUUUAAGCAUAGUUACUGCUGGGAUAGAUUUACUGGUAUGGAAGCAGGUUUCAGAUGGCAGUGAAGAUGAAGAUACAGUUAGAACACAGUUUAUACAUACAUUAUGUGAGGUAGCGGAGGAUUCUGAUAUAGAAUCAGAUGUAGAGUUUACAGAGAGUGAGAGUGAAGCUGACAGUCAUAAAGGUUCUAGAAGAGGCAGUGUACAGUCAAACAUUAACAAGUCAUGGUGUACGCUUACCUGAUAUCACUAUAUAUAUGUUACAUUAUAUAUGUGAUGUAUAAAUACACAUGUAUAUAAUUAUAUUGAACUGUUGGUUAUUCAAUAUAAAAGAGUAAAUGCAGUUACUUGUAUUAUACAUGUAUACUAUAAACUAGUUAUGAACAAGUUAAGUUGGGUUUUUAUUUAUUUAGUUGUGUUAACAAAAUAAAACAAGUUACAUGUAUUAGGUUAGAGAAGUGUAAAACAAAACAUUAAAUUUUGUGAAAAUUUUGCAUGGAGGUGUUUUUUAUGGUAUGCAACUACAUGUAAAACUCAAUAAAAUCUGAUCAAUUUUCAAAUAUAUUGUCAGACGUAAAGUAAUUCAGGUGUGUACAAUAUGAACUGUUGAAUGCCUUAUGACAAUUAUUGUAACUGAACAAUAUGAACUGUUGAAUGCCUUAUGACAAUUAUUGUAACUAUUACAACAUUAACUUUAUUUAUCCUUUACCUGUUCAUUGUAUGAUAUUUACUUGUCUGUCAUUCAAUAUGACAAUUGUCAUUUUACAUUUCAUUUAUUUCAGGAUAGAUAAAUUAGGUCAUUGUGUUUAUUUAAAUGACUCAGUUACAGAGACUAUAAUAUACAGUGUAGAUGUUGAUUUAAAAUACAUCUAAAACCUAAAACUAACCAUGUACUAGUUAACAUAACAUUGAACUAUCAAUCCAAACAAGCUAAGUAAUUUAUUUCAAGUAAGUAUACAAAUGUUACCCUACCCCACCCAGUGUAAUCACUUGUCUGACCAUUUCAUGCAUAAAGUGCUUAAUUAAAACUAUUGUUAAAGUCUGUUUAAUUGAAGGGCUGUAAACAGUUUCUCAAAGGUAUAUUGGCUGAUAUUGUCAAAUAAGAAUGACUUUUACUGUGCAGUUAAGAUUUAAUUGUUCUUUGAAAAUAUCAGGUACCAUAUUCAUUAUCAACUUUAGCAUUAUUAAGACAGUAAAUGUUUGUAAUAACUAUACAUGUAUAAUUAAAAAGAAGAUUUCUUUAUUCAACUAAUUUGUUAAAAAAAAUGUGGCUGUAUUGUAUAAUAUUGUAUAUAUCAUGCCAAAGAUAGUAAACAGACUUUCUAUUAAUAUGUUGUU